This is a messenger RNA of Stylophora pistillata, 3342 nucleotides long. Its product is annotated as protein-L-isoaspartate O-methyltransferase domain-containing protein 2. Gene Ontology annotation, molecular function: protein-L-isoaspartate (D-aspartate) O-methyltransferase activity. The record is from RefSeq and is a predicted model, not a curated record. Gene Ontology annotation, biological process: intracellular signal transduction; protein modification process. Gene Ontology annotation, cellular component: cytoplasm. NCBI's taxonomy places the organism in Eukaryota, Metazoa, Cnidaria, Anthozoa, Scleractinia, Pocilloporidae.
UAUAUAUCUAAUUUUAUCUUUUCAACUCUUCGUGAUUACAUUUUUGUCACCACUUUGACUUAUUUCAUCAUAUUUACGACAAACUACCUUUUGUUGUUGAAAAAGUUUUACUAACACCUCCCCUAGACAAAAGAUUGGUUUCUUCGUUUGUUUUGUUUUAGUCAAGACGUUCCUUCCAGCUCCAACAAACGAAACAGCUUUCAAAUCGAAUAAGUUUUGUUGUAUACUUUUAACAAGGUUGUUUAUUAGAAGGCUUAUCGUCUCUUAACGUUACAAACACCACAUGAUUGGUCAGCAUUAUCGGAAAGAAAUCAUUUAAAGUCACCGAUAAAGCCAUUUUAGGCUGCCGUUAAGGUAACAUCGACAUUUUUUUUUGUCUUCAUCGUAAAUUCAUAUAGUUGGCAAGAUAACGAAGGAAUUCUUAUCAUUCAAUUUGGAUCUUGAAUUUGUGGAUUGAAACAAUAUAACACGCUUCUUGAAUACGUCAAAAGAACCAUACAGGUAAUAUGGCGCGUGAUCAAAUGUUUUGACAUGCAUUCAGACCACAUGUUAUGAUCGUUGGUUGUCACGGCCAAAGAAACAGUCGGUUAGAAAUUAUAUUUUCAGAUUUACCCGCCUUUUCAUCGCCAUUUAGGCAGUUAGACAGCCGCACAGAUCCUAAAACUUGUUAUUUACUUGAGCAGCCAUGUUACCUCUUGUUCUUGCACCUUGGCUUAUACAGUAAUUCUUUGAACCCUUUACACCUCAAUAACAGUAUGCAAAUUGUCCAUACUGUUCUUAAUACUUUUUCACUGGGACUUACAAGGAGAAUUUGGGUAACAAUCAAGAGCUACUUGAGUAGGAAUCAUUUCCUUUAUUCUCAUAUCCUUCAAUGUUUGAUUCAGAGGUGAUGUGUUUGGAGAAAUAUGAUUCUUAUCACUUGUACGGUAGGGAUUCAAGGGUUACUCAACUUCCCAGACCAUGCUUUAUUGUCAAAUUACAGUUCACUAUCAAUUUGCACAGUAUGCUAUCACUAGUUUGUUGUUUGACUGAUUUUUGUUUUUCAGGAAUAUCACCAGUUACAAGAUCAUUGAAUGAACUGCUAGAUUGCUUGUUUGAGGAGCUGGCCUCACAUAAACCUCAUAUAAAUUAUGGGUGGUGCUGUUAGUUCAGGACAAGACAAUGAUGAGUUGAUUGAUAACUUAAAAGAAGCAAACUACAUCAAAUCACCAGAGGUUGAACACGUCCUUCGUGUAAUAGACAGAGCGAACUAUUUUCCAGAAGGAACAAAACAACAUGCGUACAAAGAUUUGGCGUGGAAGAGUGGUAAUGUGCAUUUGUCAGCUCCUUGUAUUUACUCUCAAGUUUUAGAAUCUCUUGAAUUAAAAGAAGGAUUAUCAUUUUUGAACCUUGGAAGUGGAACAGGUUAUCUAUCAACCAUGAUUGGAUUGAUUAUUGGUGCAAAUGGAGUUAAUCAUGGAGUUGAAUUAUAUGGUGACGUUGUUGAGUUUGCAGAAACAAAACUCAAAGAAUUUUUGCGGACUAAUCCAGUAUACCAAGGAACCAACUUUUGUGAACCAGUGUUUAUUGUUGGCAAUUGUUUGUGUUUAAAUGCACACUAUAGACAGUAUGACCGUGUAUAUUGUGGAGCUGCCUGCCCUUCUGAAUAUGUGGAGUACAUGAAGUCAUUAGUGAAAAUUGGAGGAAUUUUGGUCAUGCCCUUUAAUGAGAAGCUGUUUAGAAUGCGUCGAACUGGUGACACUGAAUGGGACAUUGAAGGACUACUACCAGUGUCUUUUGCCCCACUCAUAAACUGCAAGGAUGACAAGAAGGACUUUCCUCAGUUUAUUGAAAUACCAACACAUCCAAGGUACCUUCAAGACCUCUGCAGACUUGUGAUAAGAAGAACUCUUGGUCCAGAUGGGGUGAAACAACUCUGCGACUUACCUCUUCCUCCUGCACUUGUUAUGUAUCUGAACUACUUCCAUGAAUUGAGGCAAGAAUAACCAAAACAAGUUGACUGAUGUAAAUCCAUUCUAAGCUUUAAUUGGGGGAGGUGAGAAUGGAAGCAUCAUCUGUGAGGGCUCCACAGGCAAAAGCCUGUCUCCCUUCAUCUCUAAUCCUGACUGAGGUAACUCUCUGUGGGUAUGUGAGAGUUCUCAAGAAAAAGGCUUUUGCAUGAUGGCCAUCUAGCAGACUGGGACAGACUAGUGAUAAACGACAAAAAGUUAGUCUGAUAUAUUACUUAGUUGGGUUACAGGGAAAGAUGGAAGAGGGUGCUUUUUGGGGCGCUGCAGAAGUGGGGUUAUUUAAGGACUCUUCAGACUCUUAUUCUGGGCCCAGGAAAUAGAAAUCAACCAAUUUUCAAGGAAACUGAUCCAAGGUUUUUGAAGAAUCUUCAACUUAAAGCAACUAGAAAAGCAUUCCUUUUUCUGAACUUCCCCAGUCUGUCUGCCAAAUCUUCAAAAGUCAAAUGUGCAAGGUUAAUCAUAGAGGACUGGAUUAAAUAUGCACAGUAAACAUACUAAAACAUUUCCUGGGAUGGUCCAAAAAUGGUUCUAGAAACUCAAUAGUUUUGGCAACCUGACAGUGUUCAAGGUUUAAGGAAAAGCAUGAUCAUUUGCAAAGAUUUCUCUCCGGUUAGAGUGGUAAUUUAUUGAAACCUUUCUUACUUGAUUCAUAUUUCUAAAUUAUUUCAUUCAGUGCUGUAAUAGUGCAAGUAGUAGGUUAGGCAUGAGAAAUAAUUAUAACCAUUGCUUGUAGUUUUAUAUUCACGAACGUGCUUGUCUCUACAUUUUUCUGUUGAAACAAUUUUGUAAAUACAUGCUGAUAGUGUAUUUAUUUGAGUCAAUGUCCGCUAUUUUCUUUCUUCUCUGUAUUACUUUACCCAUGCAGUAGUGUAAAUCUUUUUCUUUAGUUUCAAAAUGUUGAUAUUGAGAAGUAAGGCCUCUAUCACCAAAUUGAAUGGUGGUUGUGUUUUGGUGCUGUGUUCCAUGUGAUUAAUUUUGAAUUGAAAAGCAUAUGUAAGUGUUGCUGUUAGUCCUCAUUAUUUUGAUAUGCAGUGCUCUGCUAUCCCUGCAACAAAUUUUCUAGAAAGCACAGGGGUGCAUCUCAAGGUUAAUUAGGUGUGUGAAAAAAAGGUAUUGCAUGUGUAAUGUAAAACCAGACUGAAGGAGUUUAAGACCUUAGGGCUUAAGAUCUAAAAGAAAAUGGACUUGAUGUGCACCCAACUUCCAACUUUAAUUUCCAACUCAAAUUUGCUAUUGAGUAUUGCAUUUAUCAAGUGUGCAUUUCUUCUGGUUUGGUUUCAGCUAUUUAAUCUCAAUUGGGUGAUGGUAAUGUAUUAAAAUGUGAAAGCAACAA